This is a messenger RNA of Pseudophryne corroboree (corroboree frog), 1996 nucleotides long. It is a transcript of the gene F12, whose product is annotated as coagulation factor XII. Lineage: Eukaryota; Metazoa; Chordata; Amphibia; Anura; Myobatrachidae. The transcript has 14 exons. Bases 51 to 1835 code for a protein of 594 amino acids. The record is from RefSeq and is a predicted model, not a curated record. Gene Ontology annotation, molecular function: serine-type endopeptidase activity. Gene Ontology annotation, cellular component: extracellular region; rough endoplasmic reticulum. Gene Ontology annotation, biological process: blood coagulation; zymogen activation.
CUAACCUUUGUCUUUUACCUGUAAGCGUAGAAGCUUAUAGUGUAGACACCAUGAAGCGUCUCUUUCUCAUCUGCUGGCUUGUUUUACUGGUCAUCGUGCAGGCCAAACCAAAAAAGAAAGAAGAGCAGAAACAUAAAUCUGGGUUAGUUCUAACAGAGAGCGGCCAGCUGUGUCAUUUCCCCUUUCAUCAUGCUCGCAUGGUACACUACUCUUGUAUCAGAAGAGGAAAGCACGGCCCCAGACCAUGGUGCUCCCUCACAAAACACUAUGAUGAAGACAAGCUUUGGUCCUACUGUGUGGAUGGAGACAAAGUCACAGAUCAUUGUGAAAAUAACCCAUGUGAACCAAGAGGUGUAUGUGAAAGCACUUUGAGGAGUUAUAAAUGCAUAUGUAAAGAACCAUACACAGGCAAGGAUUGCAACAAAGACAAGUGCUUUGAUAAAGGGCUGCAGCAGUAUUUUGAGCCUAAGGAAAAGUGGCUGCGAUACGUUCCCCCUAAGUUGGAAGAAUGCACCUGUGGUGAGAAGGGGAGCGUUUGUAAAGCAACGACUGGGAAACACUGCUCUGACAAUCUAUGCCUCAAUGGAGGACACUGCAUUCAACACAAGCACAGCAAGGUGUGUGGCUGUACACAGGGACACAUAGGACCUCACUGUGAAAUAAAUCAAAAUGAGAAUUGCCUCUUUGGAAAUGGUACCAGAUACAGAGGUACCGUAAGUGUCACGGCAACAGGAGUACCCUGCUUAAACUGGGAAUCUCAUAUCAUCAAGCACGAGGUUUCCAUGUACAGUGGCCAGCAUGCACUAGGGAAUGGCAUAGGACAUCACUCAUACUGCAGGAGCCCCGAUGGAGACCCAAAGCCCUGGUGUUUCAUACUGAAGGCAGAAAUCGUGAGCUGGGAACAUUGUCUGAUCCCACUGUGCCAGCAGAUAACCAGUACACCAGCCAGUAUUCCACAUCCACAAACCAUUAAACCCAAGCCUCCAACACAGGGACCCAAAUUGCCUGUCAGCACCUCUAAGACCCCAGGUGAUUCAGGAGCUCAUAGUAAUGUCACACGAGAGAUACCUUUGGACUGUGGAAAGAGGUUCCUUAAAAGUCCUUCUAUAUCAUCACGUAUUGUUGGGGGACUGGUAGCCCUCCCGGCCUCUCACCCUUACAUGGCAGCCAUCUAUAUCGGGAGCAGCUUCUGUGGUGGGUCCCUCAUCUCGCCUUGUUGGAUUGUAACCGCAGCUCACUGCUUAGACCGCCGACCAAGUGUGAAACAGAUCACAGUGGUCCUAGGACAGAGUCUAUUUAAUACAACAGACCAGCACACAGCCGUGUUCCAAGUGCAGAAAUACAUCCUUCAUGAACAGUAUUCUGAGAACACUUUUCAGAAUGAUAUAGCUCUUGUGAGAUUGCACAAUGUAGAAGGGACUUGUGCCGAGUACUCACAAUUUGUACAGCCGGUAUGUUUACCACAAAUCACCAAGACCACUGGAACUGCACAACACUGUGAAGUGGCUGGUUGGGGACAUCAGUAUGAAGGAGACGAUCAUUAUGCGGUAUUUCUGCAGGAAGCACAUAUUCCCAUCAUCCCUGUUACACAGUGCCAAUCUCCUCUUGUCCAUGGUAAUAAAAUUCUUAGGGGUAUGAUGUGUGCUGGAUUCAUGGAGGGAGGUGUGGAUGCGUGCCAGGGAGACUCAGGAGGCCCCUUUGUAUGUGAAGUUGAUGGUAGAGUGCAUCUAUUUGGCAUUGUAAGUUGGGGAUCUGGCUGUGCUGAAGAAAAUAAGCCUGGUGUAUACACUGAUGUCUCCCAGUACAUCAACUGGAUCAUCGCCAACAUAAACUGAGCCAUGCUGAGCCCACCUUGGAAAUCAUCCAUUCCAUGACUCCUUUUGGAACUCUCUUCUGAUUAGAGAUCAUGUAAAACUCUAUUUACAUGAUCCAGUAGUUCAGGAUUAUUCUGUUUGCUUCAAUGUAUUCCUGAAAUUAAAAAGAAAUCUUUUAUAAA